AAAAGGGUCAACACUCAAGAGUGACAAGUUAGAAAGACUCUUAUGUCCUUGGACAAAAACAAAAUCAGUUUUUUACUGGCUUCAUCUCUUCCCGCUCACACAAACGCACGCUUCCAUGAACGGACCUCACUUCCUACUCUCGCUUCUCUUCCUGCUCUUUUCACCGUCUCUCGCUUUAUCCCCAAACGACACUAAUGCCCUUACCCUCUUCCGUCUCCAGACCGACACACAUGCAAACCUCCUCGCCAAUUGGACAGGCGGUGAUGCCUGCUCUGCAUCAUGGAGCGGCGUCAAGUGCUCCACCACUGGACGCGUCGAAUCACUGUUUCUUCCUUCUUUAGACCUUCGGGGUCCGAUUGACUCUCUUUCUCUCCUCGACCAACUGCGGGUGCUUGACCUCCACAGCAACCGCCUCAACAGCACCAUUUUGCCUAUCACCAACUGUACUAAUCUCAAGCUUCUGUACCUUUCCGGAAAUGAUUUCUCCGGCGAAAUUCCGCAGGAGAUUUCAUCCCUCAAGCGCCUCCUCCGGCUCGAUUUGUCGACUAACAACAUUCACGGCGAGAUUCCCCGGGAUUUGUUAAACCUGAGCAGACUCCUCACCCUCAGGUUACAGAACAACGAAAUCUCGGGUCGGAUUCCGGAUCUUUCUGCAGCACUUCCCAAUCUUAAAGAGCUUAAUGUAUCAAACAACGAACUGUACGGGCGAUUGCCGGAAGGAAUGUUGAAGAAAUUCGGCGAUCGAACUUUCUCUGGGAACGAAGGGCUUUGUGGAUCCGGCUCGUUGCCUCCGUGUUCCUUCACGGAGACGCCCCCUGUAAAUGGUUCUUCUGAAACCGUGCCGUCUAACCCCAGCUCGAUUCCUCAAACACCAUUACUCGGAGAAGACAAGAAUCGAACACGAAAAGGACUAAGACCCGGUGCUAUUGUGGCAAUUGUGGUUGCCAAUUGUGUGGUACUUUUGGUGGUGAUAUCCUUUGUCGUCGCCUAUCUCUGCGGCAGACAUGGAAGUAGUGAAUCGAAAGUAGGGAGUGAAAAGAGGAGAAGCAGCUAUGGGAGUGAAAAGAAGGUUUAUGCCAACGGUGGUGGAGAUAGUGACGGUACAAAUGCCACGGAUCGGAGCAAGCUUGUGUUCUACGACAAGAGAAAGCCAUUUGAGCUGGAGGAUUUGUUGCGGGCAUCUGCGGAGAUGCUCGGGAAAGGAAGCCUGGGUACUGUGUACAAGGCAGUCCUCGACGAUGGGUGUUCGGUGGCCGUGAAGAGGCUCAAGGACGCUAACCCUUGUGCCAGGAAGGAAUUCGAGCAAUACAUGGAUGUAAUAGGGAAAAUUAAGCAUCCAAACAUCGUGAGGCUGAGGGCUUACUAUUAUGCCAAGGAAGAGAAGCUCCUUGUCUAUGAUCAUCUUCCCAAUGGAAGCUUGCAUUCACUUCUUCAUGAAAACAGGGGUCCAGGGAGAAUCCCAUUGGAUUGGACGACGAGGAUAAGCUUGGUGUUAGGUGCAGCUCGGGGACUUGCUCGAAUUCAUGAAGAGUAUGGUGGAAAAAUUCCACAUGGAAAUGUGAAAUCCUCAAAUGUGUUGCUUGACAAGAAUGGCGUGGCUUUGAUUUCUGAUUUCGGAUUAUCGCUCCUGUUGAAUCCAGCUCAUGCAAUAGCAAGAUUGGGAGGGUACAAGGCUCCUGAACAGUCAGAAAUCAAGAGGCUCUCGCACAAGGCUGAUGUCUAUAGCUUUGGGGUCUUAUUGCUGGAAGUUCUUACAGGAAGGGCACCAGCUCAGUACCCUUCCCCCACACGUCCACGCGUGGAUGAAGAGGAACAGGCUAUUGAUCUCCCAAAAUGGGUACGAUCAGUAGUGAAGGAAGAGUGGACGGCAGAAGUGUUCGAUCAGGAACUUCUGAGGUAUAAGAACAUUGAGGAGGAGCUUGUGUCAAUGCUUCAUGUGGGGUUGGCUUGUGUAGCCCCAUUGCCUGAAAAGAGGCCAACAAUGCCUGAAGUGGUGAAGCUGAUUGAGGACAUCAGGGUGGAACAAUCUCCUUUAGGAGAAGAUUACGAUGAAUCGCGCAAUUCGCUCUCACCUUCCCUUGCCACCACCGAAGAUGGAUUGGCUGGAUAUUGAUUAGUCCUGCCAAUAUAACUUAUGGGUUGUUUUGUUCUUGAUUUGCAUUUUCUCGCUGCCAGUUACCAGCAUUGUAGGCUUCUCCCGAGCCCUUUUGUUCUGUAGUGUUGUUCUUUGUAGUUAUGUAAGCACUGAAUCUACAUUGUCACAUGUGGGUAGUCGUGAUCUUGCGAGCACAAGCAACCAGAUUGCAUAUCUCAUGGCUCUUUAGGUUUAUAUUUGAACUGGAUUUGGAAAUUUAGAAUUUUAACCGGGUGCAUGA
Messenger RNA from Tripterygium wilfordii, 2375 nucleotides. RefSeq names its product leucine-rich repeat receptor-like protein kinase PXC1. The transcript has 2 exons. Gene Ontology annotation, molecular function: protein kinase activity; protein binding; ATP binding. Gene Ontology annotation, biological process: protein phosphorylation. NCBI's taxonomy places the organism in Eukaryota, Viridiplantae, Streptophyta, Magnoliopsida, Celastrales, Celastraceae. The coding region runs from base 116 to 2113 and encodes 665 amino acids. The record is from RefSeq and is a predicted model, not a curated record.